This is a messenger RNA of Elaeis guineensis (African oil palm), 420 nucleotides long. Its product is annotated as egg cell-secreted protein 1.4-like. The record is from RefSeq and is a predicted model, not a curated record. NCBI's taxonomy places the organism in Eukaryota, Viridiplantae, Streptophyta, Magnoliopsida, Arecales, Arecaceae. Gene Ontology annotation, biological process: double fertilization forming a zygote and endosperm.
AUGGCUCUCCUCAAGCUUCUGCUCCCCAUACUACUAUUAGCCAGCAAUCUGUGGGCCAUGUCCAUCCUCUCUGAGGCCCGGCCCGGCCCAGUAAACAUCGCAGCCCGGCUUCAGGCUGAUGAAGUGAAGCAGUGCUGGGACUCCUUGAUGGAGCUCAAGUCAUGCACUGGAGAGGUCAUCCUUUUCUUCAUCAAUGGAGAGACAUACUUAGGCCCAGGCUGCUGCCGUGCCAUUCGCAUCAUCGAGCACCAAUGCUGGGCUGCCGAUGCCAUGCUUGCCGCACUCGGAUUCACCGCCGAGGAGGGAGAUGUGCUCCGAGGAUACUGCGAUGAUGCCUCAGAUUCUUCACCUCCGCCACUACCAUUGGUGAACUUGGACCUGCCUCCACCGUCUCCGGUGUCUGAGGUCUUGGUGCACUAG